UUAUUAUUCGGUCAAUUAUAUUAUAUAAAUCUAAUUAUUCUUGUGAAAUGUUUUACAAAAUAAAUUCUUUUUUAUUAAUUUUUAUGUGUGGACAUUUUUUUGAAGAAGUCUUUGGAAAUAUACUUUUAAUUGUCGGGGAUAAAGUGUUUAUAGAUAAUACACACGCAAGAAUUGGAUAUCAUACAGAUGCUAAGUGGAUUGAAAAGAACUAUAUGUUCAAACCUUCAAAAAAAUAUUUACAGUGUGGUCCUUUAAUAUUGUAUUUUGUAAAUGAAAAUAAGAUUUUUGCAGAAAUUUAUUUGAAUUUUCAUGACCAGAUUACUAGAGAAAUUAAAAAAAAAGAAAAAUUAUAUUUUUAUAUCAUAUUCCAAAAAAAUUCCAUUAUAUUAAAUUACAAUGGAAAUGAUAACAUUUUCGAGUACAACGAAGAAAUGAAUAAAAAACUACAGACUUUUAUGGAGGAAAUAAACAACCGAAUUCAAUUCAAAAUAAUUAAAAUUCAAACCAGUAAACUAGAUAAUAAUACAUCUUUAAUAAAUAAUACGGUUUAUGAUGAAAAAACUACAAAUCAACUAAGAGAUGUCAUGAAUUUGUCUUUAUGGAAAUAUAUCAAAGAAGAACUUGUUCAAUCGAAAGUUUCUCUACUACCAAAUACAACAAUUAACGAUUUCAUUCUUAAUUCAACAAUGUACGUGUACAUUGUUAAAUCCACUCUUAAAAAAGCAAUAACAAUGAUGUGUGAUCGAACUUAUAAGUAUGCGAUUUUGCUAAUGGUAUAUGCCUUUGAGGCACUAAGAAUUGAUUAUUGUAAAACACCAUAUUGGGACCAAUUAAUGAAUUAUUUAAAAAAAUUGAGUGAUAUACUGACAAAUUUAAAUGGCGACAUUAUUUUACGACGUGGAUUAGAUGAUAUUAAAUGUGGAAUUAAUGAAUGUGAUAAAAUGUGUAUUUUUCAAAGAUUAGUAAGUGAUUAUUAUUCAAAUAUUUACUUAAAGCCCCAAGAUAGGGAAAUAUUUAAGUUAAAAAAUAAAUCUGAAUGGAUAAAUAUUAAAGAUAAAGAAAUUUUAUCACAAAAUGUAUUGGAUAAAAUAUUCAAAGGAUUUCCGAAAUCUCACAAAGACGAGGAACCAUACAAAUUUGAACUUAUACCAACAAGUCUAUGUGAAAUAGAGAAAAAAUUUCAGCAAAUUUAUGUGUUAAUUGACACAGAAUUUGAAAGAAUUUAUAAAAUAGAUUUGUAAUAUUUGAUAUCUAUUAUAGUAUGGUAGAUAUUUAUUUUUCAAAAAUAUUUAUGGUAAUUCAAUCACACUUGUUUCAAUAAAUUAUUCAACCAUUUAAAAUUAAUAAAGGACAAUAAUAAUAAAUAUUUA
Messenger RNA from Daktulosphaira vitifoliae (grape phylloxera), 1370 nucleotides. RefSeq lists its product as uncharacterized. NCBI's taxonomy places the organism in Eukaryota, Metazoa, Arthropoda, Insecta, Hemiptera, Phylloxeridae. The coding region runs from base 48 to 1241 and encodes 397 amino acids. The record is from RefSeq and is a predicted model, not a curated record. The transcript is spliced from 9 exons.